GAAGGCGCUAGAGUCUGGGUAGAGGACCUGCUAUAUUUUGUGGAAGAGGGUUCUGAUAGACACUAUGUCCUUCAAGAGGGAGGGGGACGACUGGAGCCAGCUCAAUGUGCUCAAGAAGCGGAGAGUUGGGGACUUGCUGGCCAGUUAUAUUCCAGAAGAUGAGGCAUUGAUGCUUCGAGAUGGACGAUUUGCCUGUGCUGUCUGUCCCCACCGACCUGUAUUGGACACAUUGACCAUGUUGACUGCCCACCGUGCAGGGAAGAAGCACUUGGCUAGCCUGAAAGAUUUCUAUGGCAAGAAGCAACAGUGGAAAAGAGAAGAACAGAAUCCAAAACAGCAGGAAGAAUGGAGAACCGAGAAGUCAGGGGACCAGGCUCCUCUGCUGACCCAGACUCGUUUAAUCACCCAAAGUGCCCUACGCAGAGCUCCAAAUUAUAACAGUUGCUGUCGACGGCAGAAGAACAGACCAGAAACUCCUUCGCCCUCAGCUCCCCACCCUUCAUUCAGGCCCCCACAGAUUGAUGAACCCUCAGACAAGAAGGCUGGUACAGCACCUGAGUCUGGGGGUGAUAUAAAGACUAAGGAUUCAGCAGCAGCCCCAACCCCUGUACCCUUGAGUCCUGCCAGACGAAGAGCAUUGGACCAUUAUCUGACUCUGCGCAGCUCUGGUUGGCUCCAGGAUGGAAGAGGUGGAUGGGUAAAAGAUAAGAAUGUAGAAUUUGAUUCUGAUGAAGAGGAACCCCCAGAUCUACCCUUAGAUUGAUACCCUUCUACCUCCCUCUCUAUUUCAUUUAAAUAAAUCAGAGAAGAUGCUAGAAACCUAACUUCUUUCUUCCUCUAA
Molecule: messenger RNA, 841 nt
Organism: Gracilinanus agilis (Agile Gracile Mouse Opossum)
Lineage: Eukaryota; Metazoa; Chordata; Mammalia; Didelphimorphia; Didelphidae
Gene: SCNM1
Product: sodium channel modifier 1
Exons: 7
Coding region: 65-763 (232 amino acids)
Biological process (GO): RNA splicing
Cellular component (GO): nucleus
Source: RefSeq, a predicted model, not a curated record